Molecule: messenger RNA, 1535 nt
Organism: Mercenaria mercenaria
Lineage: Eukaryota; Metazoa; Mollusca; Bivalvia; Venerida; Veneridae
Product: macrophage mannose receptor 1-like
Exons: 10
Coding region: 69-1481 (470 amino acids)
Molecular function (GO): signaling receptor activity
Source: RefSeq, a predicted model, not a curated record
GUGUACCACAUUUGUACGUCCCAUCAUUAUUCAUAAUUCAACUUUACAGUGCCAGUGCAUCAAUCUUUAUGAUGACAAGGCGACUGGAAUGGCACACUGUCAUCUGGCUGUACCUUAUCGUGAUGAUAUCGGCCGACUACCAGUGUGUCUGCAACUACAGCAAAUAUGGAGUUCCAGUUUACCAAAAUACAACAAGGACUUCAGUCUCUCUAGGAAUUGUGGACGUAGAUGUCUGCAAACAGUAUUUGUACACUACAAGCGAACAAUCGACUGCAUUCUAUGCAAUCAUGUUUAGGCACCAGAUUGGAUUUGUGAUGGAUAUUUACAUUACAAAACAAAACUGUCAAGGAACACCUCCAGUAAAGGACAUAGAUGAUAUCGGACAAAACAGAACAAUUAUCAUAAAAACUGUUGAAACGGUGCAGACAAAUACUACCGGAACACAAUACACAACUACUUCAAAUGAAUUGUAUAAUUUUACUUCUGUUUCACAAGGCCAUGUCGAGUUGUGCCCGAACAGAAUACAACAUCUUGCGAAGCUGUCCGGAGAACUGUUAGCACAGCUGGGACAAAAUUGCUACGAGGUUGUUCAGACAGCUGUUUCUUGGUCUCAUGCUGAGGCAAACUGCAAACGUAAUAGAGGGCAUCUGGUACAUAUAACUAACCAACAGGAACAAGACUUCAUCAACAAUUUUCUUGUUAAAAACCAUAGUCGUGCAGUAUGGUUAGGUCUACACGAUAGAAAUCAAGAAGAAAGUUUUGAAUGGACGGCAGGUAAUACCGUAACAUACACAAAUUGGAAGCCUCGGCGAAAAGAUGAUAUAUAUCACGAUUCCGAAGACUGUGUUUUUAUGACACCGUCGACUGGACAGUGGGAUGAUGUACAAUGUGGUGGUGAUGAUUCAUUGUCAGAACUCUUUCAUGCGUAUAUAUGUCAAUAUGCUACUAUUGAUGCAUCAGUUUCUGGUGGUAACAUAUAUUCAUGUCCUUAUAAACUUCAUCAGCAGGUUGAGAGAGAAAGAGGCAUUCUUGUACAGCAUGACCACAGUUGUUACGAACUCGUUGCAGACACUAAGGUUGCUUGGCAGAAUGCCGAGGACCUAUGUCAUAGUAGAGGAGGUCAUCUUGCUUACAUAAGUAAUCUACAAGAACAAGCAUUUAUCCAAAGAUUUCUGAACAGAUAUUCUCCAAGCCAUGCUGUUUGGAUUGGCCUCACAGACCACAACUCGGAGGGACAUUUUCAGUGGACAUCAGGAGCUCCUGUCCAUUUUACAAAUUGGAUACCAGGUCACAUGUCCAAUAAUGCUAGUUCUAGUCAAGAAAAUUGUGUGGCGUUUAUACCAUAUAAAGGCGGAAAAUGGGAUGAGAUACCAUGCGAAAGCACUCACCAUUCCAUAUUUAGCGGCACCUCCUCAUCCGGAGAAAUACAUCCUCUUUUAUGUCAAUACCGUAUUUCAUCUGGACCAUCGUUGAUUGGAUAAAUGGAUUUAGUUAUAUGUCAAGGAGCAUAUAUUCAGAAAUAAAAUUGAAAAAUA